AUUCAUCGCUGCCUUCUUCUGGAUGCCAGAGUCACCACUGUUCCUUAUGGUGGAAGGCAAAGCAGAGGAAGCUAAAGAAGCCCUGCGAUGGCUUAGGAAUGGCUAUGACAGUGAAAUUGAAUUUGAGAGGCUACAAUACAGAGCACAAGAUGUUUUAGAAAAUAGGAAACAGAAGAUAUCUUUAAAAAUCAUUACUCAACGAUGUACUUGGAGGGCUCUCCUAAUUUGCAUGGGCCUGAUAAUCAACCAACAAUUCAGUGGACCAGCACCAAUUACAUCAUACACCCUCACGAUCUUUCAGGAUUCGGGGACGACUAUUCCAGCAAGUAUAGCUACUAUAUUGAUAGGAACUUUGCAAACCACGGGCUCAUUACUGUCCACUUUGACCAUUGAGAAAUCUGGAAGGAGAAUGCUCCUUAUUUCCAGCGACAUCAUUAUGGCCAUAUGUCUCUUUACACUAGCUGCUUAUUUGUACUUCAGGGGGUUAGGCUGGGAUUUAGGAUCUCUUGGAUGGCUACCUGUUGCUUGUUUAUCUGUAUACAUUUUGGGCAUGGGAGCGGCUGUAGGUCCAUUACCUUUCACAAUCGUGACCGAGCUGGUGAGUCCUCGGGCACGCAACAUGGUCCAAAGCAUUUGCAUGACCCUAGGCUCUCUAACCACGUUCACUGCGAUCAUCAGCUUUAUGCCACUCAUUGGGCUAGUCGGGCAACAUGGCUGUUUCUGUCUGUAUGCUCUAGUCUGCGUUGCUGGUGCGGUUUGUGUGUUUUUCAUGAUGCCAGAGACGAAGAACAGAAGUAUCGAGGAUGUCAUCAGGCAAUUGAAUGGAGAUGAUUACAUUCGAUCGGUUUUGCGAAGGGAUUCAUCUGAAGAUCACCCCAUUACUUCACAAGAACAUCUGAAGAUUUUUAACUGCACUGUUCAGAAUGAUGAUUGUAAUCUGUAA
Bacillus rossius redtenbacheri is the source of this 943-nucleotide messenger RNA. Its product is annotated as facilitated trehalose transporter Tret1-like. Gene Ontology annotation, molecular function: transmembrane transporter activity. Gene Ontology annotation, biological process: transmembrane transport. Lineage: Eukaryota; Metazoa; Arthropoda; Insecta; Phasmatodea; Bacillidae. The transcript has 2 exons. The coding region runs from base 23 to 943 and encodes 306 amino acids. The record is from RefSeq and is a predicted model, not a curated record. Gene Ontology annotation, cellular component: membrane.